AUCGAAAACCCGGAUGUUAUCACUUCAUACGUUAUACUCUCUACCAUGCUAAGUGUCAGACCUUUUGUCCUGGCGGCACUGCCAGUGAUCCUACUACUGUUUGUGCAACAGCCAUCCAGCAGCACCCAACAGCUCCAGACGCUCCUGGCCUCGUGGCUGCCCGCAUCGCUCCACAACGCUAUCCUGCUGAAUCGACCCCGCGUCGCCCUCUCCCAGGGCACGGUCGUGGGCACCACGUUGACAGACACCUUGAACCACCCGGUCGACGCGUUCCGUGGGAUUCCCUAUGCUCUCCCGCCGGUGGGCGAUCGCAGGUUCCGUCGGGCUGUUCCUGUCAACGCUUCGGACGAGUUGAUCGAUGCCAGUCGUUAUGGGCCACGCUGUCCUGGCAAGCAAUUGCUGCAGAUCCCCGGUGACAGCGGCAGCAGCGAGGAUUGUCUCACGGCGAACGUUUUCCGACCCCAGGGUGUGCACGGCAAGGACAAGCUCCCUGUUGCCGUCUACGUCCACGGGGGCGCUUACAAUCGAGGAUCAGGUAAGACACUCUUCCCGGGAUGCAUGAACGAACAACUGACCAGCCCAGCCUCGAUGCACAAUACAGCGUCCAUGGUGGGCUGGGCCGACGAGCCCUUUGUCGCGGUCAGCUUCAACUACAGAAUCGGCGCCCUCGGCUUCCUCCCCUCGACCACCACCGCGAACGAAGGCAUCCUAAACCUCGGCCUGCACGACCAACUCCUCCUGUUCCAAUGGGUGCAAGACAACGUCGCCAGCUUCGGCGGCGACCCCUCCCAAGUCACGCUGAUCGGGCUCUCAGCCGGCGCACACUCAAUCGCCCACCACAUCAUGAACACCGACCUGCAGCACACCUACUUCCACCGCGCGAUCAUCGAAUCCGGCGCCGCGACCUCGCGCGCCGUGCACCCCUACCACGCCGCGCUGCACGAAGCGCAAUUCCGGGAGUUCGUCACCGCAGCAGGCUGCGAGCCGACCCUCUCCCUCUCCUCGCACGACAUCCUGACCUGCCUGCGCGCCGCACCGUCCGCGACCAUCACCAACGCCUCAUUCACCGUCUUCGACCACUACAACCCGUCAGUGCGGUGGGCGUUCCAACCCGUCAUCGACAACGACCUCAUCAAGCACCGACCCAUCGACGCCUGGCGCGCCGGCACCUGGAACAAGAACCUCCCGCUCCUCACGGGCUUCAACACCAACGAGGGCACGUACUACGUCCCGGCCGCGAUGGCCACAUCGGACGAAUUCACCGCGUUCUUCCACGCCCUCCUCCCCGCCUUUACGGAGGACGACCUGCGGACCAUCGACGCGCUCUACCCGGACCCAGCCGUCGACGCGACGUCCCCGUACGUCGAGACGCGGAAUCUCAGCGUCGGGGAGCAGUACCAGCGCGUCGAGGCCGCCUACGGCCACUACGCGUACGCCUGUCCCGUGCGCCAGACGGCGCGGUUUGCGUCGGCCGGGCAGCGCGCGCCCGUGUUCCUGUACCGGUGGGCGUUGAAUAAGACGCUGCAGGGCGGGGCGAACCAUGGGGACCAGAUGGCGUAUGAGACGUUUAACCCGGAGGUGCGGGCGAUUUCGGCGGCGCAGGAGGAGGUGGCGGGGACGUUCCAUGCGUACAUCACGUCGUUUAUUGUGAGGGGCGAUCCGAAUGCGGUGCAGGGCAGGUUUGCGCGCAGACCGCGCUGGGAGCCGUUUGAUGGGUCCCAGAAAGCUGGGAGGAGGAUUAUGGUGCUCGGAGAGGGGAAUGAUGAGCGUGCGGGGGGCCGGGGUAUCGGGGUGACGGCGCAGAUGGUUGAUGAUGAGUGGAGUGGGAAGGAGUGUGAGUUCUGGUGGACGAAGAGUGGUGUUUCUGACUGAUUGCGG
Messenger RNA from Aspergillus japonicus CBS 114.51, 1878 nucleotides. Its product is annotated as putative extracellular lipase. The transcript has 4 exons. The coding region runs from base 46 to 1872 and encodes 608 amino acids. The record is from RefSeq and is a predicted model, not a curated record. Lineage: Eukaryota; Fungi; Ascomycota; Eurotiomycetes; Eurotiales; Aspergillaceae.